Messenger RNA from Ooceraea biroi (clonal raider ant), 3053 nucleotides. Its product is annotated as thrombospondin type-1 domain-containing protein 4. Gene Ontology annotation, molecular function: metalloendopeptidase activity. Gene Ontology annotation, cellular component: extracellular matrix. Lineage: Eukaryota; Metazoa; Arthropoda; Insecta; Hymenoptera; Formicidae. Gene Ontology annotation, biological process: extracellular matrix organization; proteolysis. The record is from RefSeq and is a predicted model, not a curated record.
CGACGGGAGCCGUCAGUAUACGAAACGACACCUCGAACAGAGGAACUCGGCUCUUAGUCAUCUCCAAGCUGCAACAUGCACCUAUCGUUGCACUUGGCACCUUACGCGAAAUAAUAUCAAAAAACAGAACCGCGAUAGUCCCUCAUGUAAACAUUCCAUUAAAAUAUCCUUACAAAUUUGUGAUUCCAAGAUUGUCUUGAUCAGUUUAAAUCAACAAUGUUUUAAUUAUCGAUCUGGUACAUUGUUAAACUAAUCAGUCGAUGAAAGAAUAUAAACCUAUUGCCAUUUGCAGACUUGCGUACCGAACACUACUUGCACAAGAUAAUUGUGUAAUUAACCGGAGAUAAUCUCUCUCUCUCUCUCUCUUUCUCUCUUUCUCUCUUUCUCUCUCCAAUGUGACCAGUACUUUAUAUUAUAAAUUUGUAAACAAGUAUUAUGUGAUCGAUGUAAUGUGUAAGUUAAUUUUGUUCGUGUUCACCUAGUGCUCGUUCUCAAUCAACAGUUGCACGUACAAUCCAGAUCUCGAUGCAACAGAAACAAUUUCUUCACAAUUUAUCAAAGAAGAGGAUUUAAUUACCGACGAAGAAAUUAGACGAUUAGACCGCAACAAACACCACAACGAGGAGAGUUCAGGCAGUAAAAGAUGACGUGAGGGUCGGACAGUGACAGCAUAGAGAAGAGAAAACUGUUCACGAAAGCUUCAGCGAGAUGCGCCGAUAGUGAAGUCGGGAGAGCGAAAAUCUGUCAAGAUGCAUUCACUCGUCCUCCUUCUCUUUUUGCUGCUAUCUUUAACGUACGAAGUGAGAUUUGCUAGCUGCCAUCUGAUAGAUGGAAUCUUCACAGAACCGACUUUGGAGCCUGGGUACAAUUUGGUGGCAGUUAUCCCGCGUGGCGCCUUGGCAUUGAACGUGACCGAACUCCGCCACACUCAGAAUUAUCUUGCGAUCAGAUUACAAGAUGGCAGCUAUUUGUUGAACGGGAAUUACAGUAUCAAUUGGUCCGGCGAAUACAAGGCAGCCGGAACAACGUUUGUCUACCUUCGUCAAGGCCCUCAGAAUUUAGAGAGCUUUUCCGCUGCAGGUCCAUUACAGGAACCCAUAGCUGUCAUGGUUUUAUACCAAGAACCGAAUCCUGGUAUAGUUUAUCGAUACGUGAUUCCUGGAAAUACAAAUCUACCAAGAAGCACUCAUCUUGUGCAUAAUACAGUUUUCAAUAAAGAUCUUGAAGCUGGCUUACAAAAUCGAAGAGUUGAGAAUGAGUCUGCAGUGAGUGAUGUAACGUCUCCAUCAUAUUUACCACGGCGUUACAAGAAAAGGAAAUUCACUUGGAAAGCAAUUGGUUACAGCGAAUGCAGCAAAUCGUGCGGUGGAGGUGUUCAGGUACUCAGACACGUAUGCAUCAAGGAACACACGCAACAGCAAGUACCGGAAAAGAGAUGCCACGCGUUGGAAAAGCCGCGGGAAAUUCGUCUUAGAUGCAAUACCAGACCGUGUCCACCCAGAUGGCGUGGCGGACCAUGGAGUGACUGUUCCACUUCCUGCGGUGCGGGAGUUCGUACUCGAGAACUGGAAUGUGUCCAGGAGGUAAAACCUUCAUUGAUAGUGAGAAUUGCCGAUGGCGCCUGCACGGAGCCAAAACGUCUACCGACGAGCGAAGCAUGUGAAAUGCCAGAGUGCAACGAAGAAAUUAAACAAACUUUGAUGCAGACAUCUUCUCAAUUAUCGAUACCGCGAUGGACUGCGGGAGGUUGGUCGCAGUGUUCCACAUCUUGUGGCACAGGAAGAAGGACGAGAAUUGUAACUUGCGUUACUCAAGGUGCACCAUGUAAUCUCUCGGAAAAACCUGAGGCACAUGAAACCUGCGAUUUAAGACCAUGUCUAGCAAAGUCAGCGUCAUUGAACAUUGUUUCUGAGAAGCUUCAAAGCCCGCAGUGGUUAUUUACUGAAUGGUCUGAUCAUUGCUCCGCGGAAUGUGGAACUGGAGUUCAGACUAGAAGAAUCUUUUGUGAAACGAAUUCUGAUGACAAAUAUUGUGAUGAAUCGAGUCGACCUGAGACUUCGAGAGAUUGCGCAAGCAACAAGACUUGCAGCGGUCAAUGGUUUACGGGACCAUGGACAGAGUGUUCUUCAAAAUGUGAUUUGGGUGAGCAAGUUCGAGAUGUGGUAUGUGUAACGAUUCUUCGCGGUUCUCUACGUGUCGUUCUCGAUAUGAAUUGUCCUGCAAACAAGCCGGAAACGAGGAAACCCUGCAGAGAGCAUCCUUGCAUGUCCACUUGGUUUAUAUCGGAUUGGACAUCGUGCUCGCGAUCUUGUGGUAAAGGCAUCCAGAAACGCGAUGUCCGUUGCUUAAAUCCAGAUGGGCAAUUGCCAGAACCUCAUCAACUUCAUUGCCGAGAAGAGGAUCGACCAAUAUCCCGAAGAAUUUGCAACGAUCAUCUUUGCAAAGAUGAUCUACGAGUGCCAGGAAAUUCUCAUAGAGUUUUGCAAGUUCAGGACGAUUCCGAAAUAUCGAAUGGUGUUGAAGACAAUCAUCCACUUUGCAGAGAUAAAAUACCUAACUGUAACUUAGUCACGCAAGCUCGGCUCUGCUCUUACCAGUUUUAUCAAGAAUCUUGCUGUUUGUCAUGUUCUCGAGCUAAGCAAGAUUUGAAGUAGAAAUCAAGUUCAUUAUAACAUUUGAACGCAAGAUUACUUUUUAAACAAGUAAUUCCCGUUAAUAUCGCUGCCGAAACUCAGUGUCCCUCGUCUUUAUUGACAUAAGUGAUUUUGAUAAUAAUUAAUAAGAAUGGAAAUUUUGCACAUAUUCCACAUAAGAACGUAGAAGUCAGAAAGAGAGAUACCUAUAUGCUGCAGAGUAAUUUAAUGCAAAAGUUCGCAACUCUAUGUGAAUGAAUUGGAAAAAGUUUUUAUUGUAAGGAAACAUAAGAGACUGAUUGCGCAUAAUCGCUAAUUCGUUUAACCGCAGUGAUUUAAAAACAACAUUUAAAUCCGCAAUGUUUUCACAUAAUUAAUUGUGACAUUAUAUUAAUUAAUAAAUGUUAUGCUUUCUCAAUU